Molecule: messenger RNA, 4116 nt
Organism: Daphnia carinata
Lineage: Eukaryota; Metazoa; Arthropoda; Branchiopoda; Diplostraca; Daphniidae
Exons: 6
Coding region: 1-4116 (1371 amino acids)
Biological process (GO): DNA integration
Molecular function (GO): nucleic acid binding
Source: RefSeq, a predicted model, not a curated record
AUGAGCAACGGGAUGCUGUUUAGCCUCGGUGUCUUUUAUGUCGUCUGCUUGAGUCAAUUGUCAAGAGCUUCUGUUGCACAAUUCUGCAUAUUAAUUGUUGCUACAAGUGCACACCACACGUUGGACGGUUUGGAUCAGAAAAUUGACGCGGUUAAGGUGGAAUUGUCCGCUAAAAUCGAAGACCUUCGAACGGAAGUCGACGAGAUGAAAGUUCAACCCCGAACGAUUCAAGAUCAACGACUUCCUGAGCGAUCACCAGUCUUACAAGCACGUCAAGAUGUUCCAGCCCUGUCACCCCUACGUACGAUGGAGGAUGCUGUCCGUCAUCGCAGAAGAUUGGUCGCCGCCGAUGCAUCUCCACGAGACCCGCGGCGAGGUGCGAUGGCCACGAUGACGUCCCGUUGCGACCCUACGAAUCACGACGAAGAUGAACACUCCAAACGUUCUCACCCCCACAAUCAAGCCUUGUAUGAAGAGUACGAAGAUUCUCCGGUACUUCUUUUCAUAUUGGAGGAGCUGCUAGCCGAAGAGGUACGAAACGAAAUCGGCAAAUGUCUCGCCGAUGGAACGAUGUACUCCGUGGUGUGGGAACGUUUAGACGCGGUGUACGGUCGCACGGAAAUUAUGGAUCAGACGUACCUCGACGACCUUCUACACGUCCCGCCAUUGAAGAGCUUAGAUGCUGCCAGCCUCAAUACUUUCGCAAACCGUCUUUAUGGUGCAGUAGCCACGCGCUCCAAGUCGAAGUAUGCCCAUGAGCUGCACAGCCGUACAACGUUGAUGGCCCUUGAAGCAAAACUUACGCCCUACCUCAAGGAUAAGUGGAACGAAAAAAGAAAAAUGACAGGAGUAGAACUGAAUGUUCUAGACCUAGACGACUGGGUGACGCUAAAAGCCAUGAGCAAGCAACAUGGAAAAAAUGUAUUCCAGUCCUUACCCACGUCGACGUCCAAAGGUCCACCGCAAGACGGACGCCCGUUCAUCGCUCAUCUGGCCAUCGAGGAACGUUCCGAAGACCUAAACGAGCUGGUGAAGAAGUUUUGGCAACUUGAGGCCAACGAAGUAGAGAUAGAACCACCCGUUCUAUCUGAGGAAGACUUACGUGGAAAACGCAUCCUAGAGUCUUCAGUAAAACGUAUCGGUAACCAGUACCAAGUCGGCUUAAUGUGGAAAGCCGACGAAGUAGAUCUCCCAAACAAUCGGGCAGCUGCAUUGAAGAGGCUCUACGCUCUCGAACGACGUUUUCAUCGGGACGAAGAGUUUGCUCAUAAGUACGAUGCAGUAGUCAAGGAGUACAUCGGGUUAAAACACGCCCGGCUCCUAACGACCCAAGAAGCCCAGACGGAGACAACAAAGACGUGCCUGCUUGGUGUGCUCACCCGUUUCCGCCGUAACCUUGUACCAGUCGGAGCGGACAUUGAGAAAAUAUUCCACCAAGUCCCGGAAGCAGACCAGGCAGCCUUCCGAUUUCUCUACCGGACGCCUGGCAGUAAUUCAGCUCCGUUAACGUACCAGAUGACGGUACACGUAUUUGGAGCUAUAUCAUCCCCGACGAGCUGCAUCUUCGCCCUUAACAGGACGGCCGACGACUACCGCAGCCAGUUUGCAGACGUAGCCGAUAGCGUUCGACGUAAUUUCUACGUCGACAAUUAUCUAGACUCCUUCGAGUCCGAAGACGAGGUCAUCAAACGGUCCCGCGAAAUGAAGUCCCUUCUCCAGUUAGGGGGCUUCAAUUUGACCAAAUGGACGUGGUCAUCGAGAACGGUGAUAGCGGCGUUACGAGAGUUUGGCCUCGCGUCACCAACUCUAAAUCUGGACUUGGAGAAACUUCCCGUCGAAAGAACGCUGGGAGUAAUGUGGGACAGCGAACGAGAUAUGCUGUCGUUCAAGAUUCGGAAGCCGCCAAGCAACGUGACACUCACGAAGCGAGCCUUCCUAAGCAUCAUCUCUAGCGUUUACGACCCGUUGGGGCUAGUUGCACCAGUUAUCUUCGUGAUGAAGUCUUUACUCCAAGACAUCUGGACUAAUGAAGAACGGAUCGGUUGGGAUGACGUCGUACCGGAAACAUUGAGUCAACGUUUCUAUGGCUGGUACGAUCAUCUGGAAAAUUUGGAGUCGCUCUCAGUACCGAGAUGCUUCCGUCUCAAACGAGGACGAUGGACUCAACAGUGCCUCCACGUCUUCACGGAUGCAAGCUCCAAAGGAUUCGGAGCAGUAGCCUACUUCCGCACUGUAUUUGAAGACCAUUCCGUCAACGUGUCAUUCGUCAUGUCGAAAACGCACGUUACACCGGUAAAAGGUCUCACGAUUCCCCGUUUGGAGUUACAGGCGGCAGUAGAAGGCCUCAACCUUGCUCUCACGAUUUGUCGUGAACUAGAAAUUGAUUUGAGGGGUAUCGACCCAAGAGACGUCGACGAAUUGGCCUAUUUCCACCAAGGACCUGCGUUCCUGAACCUAGACUCUUCAGAGUGGUACACUUGGGAAGAGAUUACGGAGCCUGAGGAACGAGACGUAAACGUGAUUCGCGUCUUGGCAGUCAAAACGGAAGAUGAGAACCAUGUCAUCGACCGAUGCGUCACACGUUUUUCCAGCUUGGUGAAACUUCAACGAGUACUGGCCUGGAGUAAAAGAUUUGCCGACAACGCUAGAGCAAAAAUUCGUGAUGAAAAACCCAUGGUCGGAGAGCUGACAGUAGAAGAAAUGGUAACAUCGCUGACAAAAUGCAUCGUACGAGCGCAAGAAUUGGCCUUUGCUGAGGAAGUCCAUGCCCUUCGCAAGAAUCUGGAAUUACCACUCAGAUCAAAACUUCGCACCUUCCAGCCCUUCUUGGAUGAAGCUGGACAGAUGCGAAUUGGCGGACGUAUACUUCGCGCGCCGAUCGACUAUGCAGCCAAGCACCCCAUACUUCUACCAGCAUCUCAACUUUUAACGAAAAGGAUAAUCUGGGAUCACCACGUUAGACACAUGCACGUCAAGACCGAAAGAUUACUGACAGACGUACGUUCAAGCUUUUGGAUACUCUCCGGACGCAAAGUGGUAAAAUCUGUCAUCAACAACUGCUGGCCUUGCAAGCGGACGUCGGCGAAACCUAACCCUCCGUUGAUGGCUUCACUACCAAUACAUCGUUUAACACCCCAUCUGCCUCCGUUCACGUACACAGGGAUCGACUACUUUGGUCCUUUAACGGUUAGAGUUGGUGGAAGAGGACGAAGGCAUGAAAAACGUUGGGUCAGCCUAUUCACGUGUUUCACCACCCGAGCAGUUCACCUGGAAGUGGCCAACGGGCUCAGUAUGGAGGAGUUCUUAUUUUGCUUCUCCCGUUUUGUUAGCCUACGUGGAAAAACGAAGGUCGUUUACAGCGACAAUGGAACUAACUUUGUUGCCGCCGAGCAGGAGUUACGGCAAGCGUUGGAAGAACUCAUCAGUAAACACGAAGAGCUCCAGACGUUAAUGGCUUGCCAACAAAUUGAGUGGCACUUUUCUCCUCCCCAUGGACCUCACUUUGGUGGCGUUUGGGAAAGAAUCGUACAGUCUUGCAAACGGGCAAUGAAAACAAGCAUUGGUAAUUGCGUAGUUACGGACCAAGUGCUACGAACCGUAAUCGCUGAAGUGGCAGCCUUGUUAAACGCCCGGCCGUUAACUCAUCUGAGUAUGGAUCCAGAAGACCCGGAUCCAUUAACGCCCAAUCACUUCCUACACGGUGGAGCUCGUCCAUACGUGCCCCUGCAAUUGGCCGACGUGGAAGACCUGAAAGUAACCAACAAGCAGUUCCAGCAAAGUCAAGCCAUCCUUCAGCACUUUUGGAACAGAUGGCUACGUGAAUACGUUCCCCACUUAACUGAGAGAAGAAAGUGGCAAGAAAAUAGGCCUAACGUCACCGUAGGGGAUCUAGUACUUGUAAUCGAACCCAAUACUUUGCGUGGGCAGUGGCCGUUGGGUAAAGUGUUGGAACUUAUUCCCAGUGCAACGGAUAAUGUUGUUCGAGUGGUAAAAUUACAACUUACCAAUCAUCCAAAACCAUGUAUUCGGCCGGUGGCCAAAUUAUGUAUCAUGGUCCCAGCCAACGAACAAGAAGUUUACGCAAAAGAAAAAAAAAUGGAACUUUCAACAGCGUAA